AAACUGUUUUCCUAUUGAGCUGCCUCCCAACGAUCCCUCGUUUCCGGGCGUGUGUCUGCAUUUUAUCAGGUCCCUUGCUGCGGAAGAUCUCAACGGAAAUCAGUUAAAACCUAGACAACAGACUACCACGGUGACAUCUUUCAUUGAUUGCUCUCAGGUCUACGGCUCCACACCCGAGGUUAAUUCUCAAAUCAGGGCACCAAGUACUUGGAGUUUUCUUCUCCGCACAAAGAACAACAAUUUCCUUCCAGAGUCACUAACAGCUGGCUGCAAUAAACGACCAGGAACAGACGAUUAUUGCUUUGAAUCAGGAGAUGCUCGCGUAAACCAGAACCCAUUUAUCGCAGCCAUGCACACAGUCUGGCUGCGUGAGCACAACAGGAUUGCUAGAAAAUUAAAGAGACUGAAGCCAGGUUCCUCCAAUGAGGAAAUAUUUCAGCUGGCCAGAAAAAUUUUUUCAUCGGCUGCCUUCAGAUUUGGACAUUCUACAAUCUCUUCGUUUGUUCCCACUAGGAACGGCUCCCAUUUAUUGAGAAACCACUUCAACAGGUACUGCUUAACGAUUAUUUCAUUUAUUAUAAGACCUAAUGUUUCCUUUUUCCGAUUUUUUUUUCCAAAUUAUCUUCGUGUUGUUGACAAACUGGUUGAGUAUUUUUUUUCUCUCCCCUUUUCAGUUGAAGAUGUUUCAAAAUUCCUGUUUCUGAACCAGGCCACUGGUCGAGGCCUUGACCUUGCUACCAUUAAUAUCCACCGUGGGAGGGACCACGGUGUGCAACCUUAUGUGAAAUGGAG
Candidula unifasciata is the source of this 792-nucleotide messenger RNA. The record is from the annotation of a GenBank genome assembly. NCBI's taxonomy places the organism in Eukaryota, Metazoa, Mollusca, Gastropoda, Stylommatophora, Geomitridae.